Molecule: messenger RNA, 2682 nt
Organism: Thermothelomyces thermophilus ATCC 42464
Lineage: Eukaryota; Fungi; Ascomycota; Sordariomycetes; Sordariales; Chaetomiaceae
Exons: 4
Coding region: 1-2682 (893 amino acids)
Source: RefSeq, a predicted model, not a curated record
AUGGUCGCCGCCGCCUGCUUCGCCUCCGCGCCGUUUUCCUCGUCGCCCGUUCCCUUCCCGCUCUCUCCCCAGCGCCGCUUCGACAAAGGCGACGGGGAAGAGACCGGGAUGGAAACUCACCGCCCGGAGAUGGCUGCCGGGGGCUCCGUUCCGGCUGCGGUUGCGAUGGCGCAACCUGCUGCUGCUGUUGCUGCUGCCGGUGCUGCGAGAGCAGCACCCUCGACGCCCGCCGGGCUGUCGUCCCUCCACCCGGGCGACGCCCGGCACUUGAUCUCCGAGAUCCGGAGGUCCAGCGGCCGCUGCGGCGGCAACGAGGGGGAGCUCCGACUCCCAAAAGCACAGUUCAGCUCGCCCCUGGCCAGGAAAGGCCAGGAAGCUUAUAAAAACGGCACCACUGGCCAGGACAGUGAAGGCCCAAAGGCAGAGAGAUGGGCAUCAGCGGGGAGCCGGGCCCAGAACGGUCAGAGCGACCAAGAAGUGGAGGACGCCCUGGACGCUGAGCCGGCCCUGUCAAAGGUGAAGCGGAAGCUGUACCCGGCAGAGAGGCUUGUACCCUCACCCUCGUCUCCCGCUGGCUCUGUCGUACUGCCGCCGUCAUUGCAUAAAGAUCAGACCGCUGGUGGUGCACAUGGGACCGAACCGCAGGGGGGCAUUCCGGAACUGCCAAGACCUUCCGGAUCGCGUGCUCCGGCAGACAAGAAUCAGAGUCUGUCCGCCGGGAACCAUCAGACAGAGCCGGCAAAAAGGGGGCCGAAGCGAGCCUCACGUUCCGGAAAGCGUGCCCGCAAGCCCGAGCAUCAGACAGAUCAAGAUGGCAACGACACCGAGCGUUCACGGGGCGGUCCAGUGGCAACUGCUUCUUCAAAUUCUCGUGAACAAAACGGCACAAGGGCGAGAAAGAGGUCCCGGAAGAACAUCCAGGACAAGCCCGAUGGCGACCGCCGCAACAAAGCCAGGGGUCAACCCGGCCCUGCUUUGGCCGGUCCUUCGAACGUUGCAGCCGGACAUUGUGACGACCAACUCACCAUCGACGAGGCUGGAGUCUGCGGCUCCUCACGAGCCGCCACCGAACAACCCGACCGUCAAACCGAUGAUUCCGCCGCUACCGAGUUCACCCAGAACCUCAUCGAGGCCCUGUUCCCGACCGUCCCCGUGGUUUUUGACGUCGGGGCCAUCAGGGGCCGAGUCUGGUCGCCGCUGAAUGGCAAGGGCGAGUUUGACCCCCAUUGGACAACCUAUCCGUUGGACCCGUCCCUCCCUCUUGUCCCGGGCGAAGGCUCCUGCUCCCCCGCGGACCUGGACCAGCCGGACAGCGCGCUCCCGUCGACCAUACACGCGUGGGCGCUGCAGGAGGCGCGGGAGGGGACGCUGUUCGCGUCGACGGUGGCGCGCGUCCGGGCGACGGCGGCGGCGGUCGAGAGCGGCGCCUUCGACGCCGUCGUCGACGACCCGCCUCCCGUCCCCCCGGACCUCCUCGCCCGCCUCGUCUCGCGCCCCUUCCGCUUCCCGCGCACCGGCACGAAUCCGUUCCUGGGCGCCGCCAUCGCCGCUGCUGCUCCCCACGCCAAGGAUGACGACGACGUCAACGGCAACGAUGACGGCAGCGACGGCGGCAAUGACGACGAUGACCUGCUCGUCCAGCCCUCAUGGCCGCCGGCGCCUCCGGCGGAGGGCGUCGAGGUCCCCCCUGCGCUGCCGCACACCAUCUGCGACGCCAUACAGUUUGACCGCGGCGGCGGUGACGACAAGACGGUGGCCGCCUCGAACCAGUACAAGCAGUCGAUAGCCGCGUCGCGAGCUGAGGCACCUUGGGAUCCUCCGAGCUGGAAGGGCAAAGGAGUGGAUCGGGAUAUGGGUAGUGCUGCCCGAGUUGCUAGACAGAAUGGGCUCGGAAGUGGUGAGGAUGCACAUGAAAAUGACGAUGAAGCACCAACUUGCGACACCGAUGGUACUCUCCAAAGCAUUACGGAGGCAAUGAGGCUAGCCUGCACCGGCCCGGCCGUGUUGCCGAGCGCGAGAUAUUAUCAAAGCUGCCGAGUCACGGACAGUCAGAUGAAUACGGAAAGGAACAACAACGGACAGGCGACAGCUAGUUUUGCGGGUGGUCUGAGCUACACUCCCAUUGACCAUCUAGGGGUCAUCAACAACAUUCCCAACUUGAACUCGAUUUCUGAGGAGAUUAACGAACCUCGGGAGGGAGACCAGCCCAACAACGCGCGUGACGACACUGCUCCUGCCGCUGGAACCGGCCACAACCGAGAUCUUGGCAUGGAGGUCGUCGACAACCCAAGGGGGCUCACAUUUUCUAACCGCCAUAACGACAAAGAUGAAGAUGACAAGUACGGAGACGAGCUCGAUGCCGAGUUGGCGCCGCCCAAAAGACCCGCGACUGAUGUCAGUACCUCCGUGGUCGCGCAAUAUCUGACCGAGAUGACACCCGCCGCCAACCCGGCCGCCAACAGCGCCAUUGCCAGCAGCAGCACCAGCAGCAGCCAGCCAAGCAGCGCCGCAGGUCUGGUCCCCCCGCUGGUGGCCGCGCCUGAGCAGAUUUUCGACUUGGAUGGUCUGGGCGAUGACAACGCAGUCGGCCAGGCGCUCGGCUUGACGCGGGCAGAAAUGGACGCCAUCCUUUCAGGAGGGCCAGCCAGUCGCCCGAUUUCAUUUGACCAAGGGAUAAAUUAA